UCGAAAAAUAAGAAUUUGAAAGGACCCUUCAUGGUUCAACUCUGCACUAAACUGCCCUCAUCAAAAGCGUGGCACAAAUUCUGUGAAAACUUUUCAUUUUCUUCAUCCCCCAUCUCUCAACCGCUUUACAACCAUCUUCCCCCCACAUUUCAUCUCUUUUUCCCUCCCAAAGAAAUAUCAAUCAAUAAUGGAAAUGCAAAAUCACCAACAAUGUUUCUUGGUAACAUUUGCACUAUUAUUAUUAUUAGUAAUAUUGCAUCAUCAAUCAUAUGCCAUAGAGCAUUUAGUUGGUGACUCAAUUUGGACUAUCCCUCCCACUAAUAACUUCUACACCAAUUGGUCUUCUCACCAAAUUUUCUUCCCUGGAGACACUCUCUAUUUUGAUUUUGAACCAGAAUUUUACAAUGUGAUGCAAGUGUCAAGAAGAGAAUAUGGUGAUUGCACGGGUGAUAAUCCAUACAAGGUAUUUAGUGAUGGCCCAGUGAAUAUUACAUUAAUGGAGGCUGGUGUGUUUUACUACAUCUGUAGCAUUUUAAACUAUUGUUCAUUAGGCCAGAGGUUUACUGUCACUGUCCUUCAAAAUAAUCGCUCUCUACCAACUUCCUCGCCCUCAUCCUCGCCUUUGCCUUCAAUGUGAGGCGGAUUCAGAAUUUAAAAUCAUCGAAUCGACUUUAAGGUUUUCAGUAUUGAAUUGUUGUACUUUUGAUGGUAUGGGUUUUAGAAAUUUUAAUAUUUGUUGAAAUUUUAGUGGUUUUCAAGUCCCAAUAGUUCACUGGAAGAAAUUUUUUUAUUUACAGCUGGUC
Messenger RNA from Capsicum annuum, 803 nucleotides. Its product is annotated as mavicyanin-like. The transcript is spliced from 2 exons. Gene Ontology annotation, molecular function: electron transfer activity. Bases 188 to 637 code for a protein of 149 amino acids. Gene Ontology annotation, cellular component: plasma membrane. Lineage: Eukaryota; Viridiplantae; Streptophyta; Magnoliopsida; Solanales; Solanaceae. The record is from RefSeq and is a predicted model, not a curated record.